CCUGUGUCCAACCUCGAACUUUUAUAACGUGGAGUUAUCUGCUCUAUCCAACUCUAGCCAUUAUUAUAAGCCAUCAUCACAAGCCAUCAUCACACGCCAGGAUUCUCAGUCCUCACAUCGACCCCAUUCAAAAUCAACCGCCACAAAAUGGUCGCCCUCCGCCUCUUCCUCGUCUUCCUCCCGCUCGCGGCCGCCGUGCCGUCCUCGUACGCCCUCGAGCCCCAGGACCUCACGCUGCACCGGCUCGUGCGCCGCCACUGCGAGAAGCCCAAUAACUGCGGCGCCGCCGUGCAGGGCACUGAGUGCAAUUUCUGCUGCGCCAAGGACGUGAAGCCCGACAGCACGCACUGCAAGGCGGCGGCGGACAAGGCCUGCCAGGCCGAUGGGAAGGAGGGCGUGACGUUCAACUGUGACGCUGAUUGA
Colletotrichum destructivum is the source of this 423-nucleotide messenger RNA. RefSeq lists its product as uncharacterized. Lineage: Eukaryota; Fungi; Ascomycota; Sordariomycetes; Glomerellales; Glomerellaceae. The coding region runs from base 148 to 423 and encodes 91 amino acids. The record is from RefSeq and is a predicted model, not a curated record. The transcript has a single exon.